Messenger RNA from Echinops telfairi (small Madagascar hedgehog), 2649 nucleotides. RefSeq names its product dentin sialophosphoprotein (gene DSPP). Bases 58 to 2649 code for a protein of 863 amino acids. The transcript is spliced from 6 exons. Gene Ontology annotation, cellular component: cytoplasm; nucleus. Lineage: Eukaryota; Metazoa; Chordata; Mammalia; Afrosoricida; Tenrecidae. Gene Ontology annotation, biological process: odontoblast differentiation; dentinogenesis. The record is from RefSeq and is a predicted model, not a curated record. Gene Ontology annotation, molecular function: collagen binding.
CUUCAAAGUCUCUCUAAAGGCUGGCUGGUAAGCCAUUGAUGAAUAUUCUUAAAGAAUAUGAAGAUAAUAAUAUAUUUUUGCAUUUGGGCAGCAGCGUGGGCCAUUCCAGUUCCUCAAACUAAACCUUUGGAGAGAAAUGCUGUUGACAAAUCUUUGAAUUUAUAUGCACUAGCAAAAUCAAAUGUGCCAAUACAGGGUGAUUUUAAUGCCAAUGACACCAUCAAUGAAAAUGGUGUCCCUGUGCACGAAAGGGAAAGAGGAACACAACCGUAUAACAAAAAGAGUUGCAAUGGAGAGACUCCUGGAUCUGAGUGUCUAGAAGUAGUAGGAAAGGGUUCUUACACACACUCUGUGCUAUCAAAUGAAGAGGUGAACACUGGGGAUGGAAAUGGGGACACAGGAAAGCCUGAAACAUACGGUUAUGAUGCAAUAUAUGGAAAUGAUGACAGCGCCACAUUAAAUGGCAUCAGAGGAAAAGUAAACAUCAUUGAUGGUGCUGGAGCAGUAACUGUGAGCAACAGUAAUGGAAAUACUGCUGAGAAAAGUGGAGAUAUAGGAUAUACCACUCAGUGUGAGGGUACCACUGUUAGCCCUGAAGAUGGAAAUCAAAUGGCUGGAAGCAAUAAUAGUACAGACUAUGAGGAUGAAAUAAACGUGAAUUCCUGUGGAAACGAGGGACACACAGAUGGAGUGACACCUCAGCAAGAAGGAGAGAUCAAUGGGAAUAAGGAAGCUGAGGUCACUCUAGGGACAAGUGGAACGAGCAAUGGAGAAGAUACUGGCUUGGAUGGUUCUGAUGGGAGUCCUAGUGGGAAUGGAGCAGAUGAAGAUGAAGACCAGGGCUCUGGAGAUGAAGAUGAAGAAACGGAACAUGGAAAAGAGGGUGCUGAUAAUAGCAAUGGCCAGAACGGUCAGGACAAUGGAAACGAAGAUGGCACUGACAAUAGUUUAGAUCAAAAUUCAAUUAGUACUGAAGAUGAUGAUGAUGCUUCUCAUACUACUAACAGUAACCGUUCUGAUAACCUCUCCAAGAGUGAGGAAGAGGCUGGCAGUAUUUCAGAAGAAAACGAUCAUCAAAGAAUAGAGAACACCAAAGAACUCAAUCACAGAGAAAGCAAGAAUGUGGAAAAUGGAGUCCCUGAAGAAUCACAGCCAAGCGCUGUUGUAAAGAGUCAAGUUAAGGAAAUAGACAUUGGAGGUCCUAGCAAUAACAAUAGAAAUAAUAUUACCAACGAUGAGAAAGAGAGUAAAGGACAACCUGGAGUGGUCAUCGGCAAAGGAAAUGUCAGGACCCAUGGAGAAGCUGACAGCAUGCAAUUACCAGGCCAGAUAUCAGAAUCUGGAAAUAAGGUUGGACACAGCGAAAUCGGCAGUGACAGUAAUAGUGAUGGAUCUGACAGUUAUGCUUUUGAUGAUGAGUCCAUGCAAGGAGAUGACCCCAAUAGCAGUGAUGAGUCUAAUGGCAAUGAUAAUGCCAAUUCUGAGAGUGACAAUAACAACAGUAGUCAAGGAGAUGCUUCUGAAAAUUCUGAUGAAUCAGAAGAUAAUGGCAAUGACAAUGAGAGUGACUCAGAAGGAGGAGAUGAUGCUGACAGUAAUGGCACAUCAGAUAGUAAUGAUAGUGACAGUAAUGAAGAUGGUAAUGAUGGGGAUGAAGACAAUGGUGACUCUGAGAGUACCUCAGAUAGUACUGACAAUAGUGAGAGCAGUGAUAGCAAUGACAGUGGUGACAAUAGCGAUAGCAGCGACAGCAGUACCAGCAGUGAUAGUAGUGACAGCAGUGACAGUAGCGAUAGCAGUGACAGUAAUGACAGUAGCGAUAGCAGUGACAGUGGCGGUAGCAGUGAUAGCAGUGAUAGCAGCGACAGCAGUGAUAGCAGUGACAGCAGCGACAGUAGUGAUAGCAGUGACAGUAGUGACAGCAGCGAUAGCAGUGACAGUAGCGACAGCAGUGACAGCAGUGACAGUAGUGAUAGCAGUGACAGCAGCGACAGCAGUGACAGCAGUGAUAGCAGCGACAGCAGUGACAGCAGUGAUAGCAGUGACAGUAGCGAUAGCAGUGACAGCAGUGAUAGCAGUAGCAGCAGUGACAGUAGUGACAGCAGUGACAGUGAUAGCAAAUCAGAUAGCAGUGACAGUAGUGACAGUGAUAGUAAAUCAGACAGUAGUGAUAGCAGUGACAGUAGUGAUAGUGAUAGUAAAUCAGAUAGCAGUGACAGUAGUGGCAACAGUGACAGUAAAUCAGACAGCAGUGACAGCAGCAAUAGUAGUGAUAGCAGUAAAAGCAGUGACAGUAGUGAUAGCAGCGACAGCAGCGAUAGUAGUGACAGCAGUGACAGUAGUGAUAGUGGUGACAGCAGUGACAGCAGUGACAGCAGCGAUAGCAGCGACAGCAGUGACAACAGCGACAGCAGCAACAGCAGUGAUAGUAGUGACAGUGACAGCAGUGACAGCAGCGACAGCAGUGACAGUAGUGACAGCAGCGACAGCAGUGAAAGCAGUGACAGUGACAGCAGUGAUGACAGUACUUCUGAGAGUAGUGAUGAGAGUGACAACAAGAGCAAAUCUGGUCAUGGGAACAGCAAUGGAAGUGACAGUGACAGUGACAGUGAAGGCAGUGACAGUAAUCACUCAACCAGUGAUGAUUAG